CGACAUGUCGACACGUGGCUUGCCGGUCGCUUUCCAGCAGGAAGUGUUUCCUGCGGGAAGCGUCGCUCCGUUUGUUUACUCCACAAACAUCGGUGGUUCGGUCCCCGGUCCGCCUCCAGCUGCCAGGGGACGUCACUGCUCGCUACCGGCCAACAGCCGUCCUCCGUCCGGUCUUGCAUGGGUGGCUGAGCGUCGGCCAUGAGUGCCGAUCCGGACGCCCUGCUGGUCGUCAACCAGCUGAGGGACCUGGCGGCGGACCCCAUGAACCGCAGGGCCAUCAUCCAGGACCAGGGCUGCCUUCCGGGACUCAUCCUGUUCCUGGGCAACCCCAACCCUGAGGUGGUCUACUCCGCCCUCCUGGCGAUCCGGUAUCUGGCAGAAUGCCGAGCCAACCAGGAGAAGCUGAAGGGGGAGCUGGGGAUGCUGCUGAGCCUCCAGAGCGUCGUGCACAAAUCCACGACUCCCGGAGAGACGAGGCUGCUGGCGUCUGAGAUCUACGAGGUCCUGCAGGCGUUCAGCGGCGGCGGCUCGGAGCCGGCAGAGGAGGCCGUCAGCAGCCGUCGGAAAGCCCAGUUCUUCAUGGGCGCCAGCAACAAGAGAGCCAAGACCGUGGUCCUCCACAUCCACGGGCUGGACGACUAUAGCCGGAGGAGUCAGUGUGAGGAGGCCCUGCUGAAGGUCAGAGGGGUCAUCAGCUUCACCUUCCAGAUGAGCCUGAAGAGAUGCAUUGUCCGGAUCCGAUCGGACCUGAAGGCCGAGGCUCUGGCGUCUGCGAUCGCGUCCACUCAGGUGAUGGCGGCUCAGCAGGUGCUGAAAGCAGAGACCGGAGAGGAGGUUUUCAUCCCGUUGGCGCAGGACGGCUCGAUGGAGCUGGAGCAGAACGUGAACCUGCCGGACUACCUGCCGGAGGAAGAGAGUCCAUCUCAAGAGCCCGACAAGGCGGUGAGGCGCGUGGGAUCUGGCCAGGACGGGAACAGCUGGCUGGGAGCUGCCACCAACUUCCUGUCCCGCUCCUUCUACUGGUGACCCUCCGUUAAACCUCCCGCCUCGUCUAAGAACCAAAAUCUACCAGCUGCCAAAUGUCACCGCUGGGGGACGAGACUCCAACAGAGUGUAGAAACUGAAGCAGCACUUUAACGCCGGCACAGCGGAUCAUAUUAACAAAUAAUGGGAUUGUGGUUUCAGUUUACGGUUUCUCUGAGACCUCGUUCUCUCUGUUCUAAACCAAAUUGUCUUAACAGACAGGAAGUGUCCUGCAGCGACAUGAACAAGAGGACUGAACAGGAAGUCCCUCCCUCCCUUGGGCCUUUUCAUCCUUCUUGAUCUGAGCAGCAGCCUGACGAGUUUUAAAGGAGCGGUGUCUUCGCUUCCUCUGAGGCUGCAGCGCUCUUUAGACCUCAGUGGAAACAAAGAGAAAACCUUUACGUCCUCGUCUUUCACCACCUAACUGGUGGUGCCACCAAACAGUGACGUCACAUUUGUUUUAAGUGUUAGCUCAACAAGUGGACAUCUCUGCUCGUGACAUGUGACAACAGGAAGGACUGUUGGUGAACUACAGUCGCUGUAGCUAACCGCUAACUCGUUACCCGUUAGCUGACCGCUAAUCAUUAACUCGUUAGCUGACCGCUAACUCAUUAGCCUCAGCUAAUCGCUAACUCGUUAGCCUCAGCUAACCGCUAACUUGUUACCCGUUAGCCUCAGCUAACCACUAACUCAUUACACGUUAGCUGCAGCUAACCACUAACUCGUUACCCGUUAGCCUCAGCUAACCACUAACUCAUUACACGUUAGCCUCAGCUAACCACUAACUCGUUACCCGUUGGCCUCAGCUAACCGCUAACUCGUUACCCGUUAGCCUCAGCUAACCACUAACUCAUUACACGUUAGCUGCAGCUGACUGCUAACAUGAGAUAUUCUUUAUUUACCCCCCACGGUUCUCUUUAUAUCCUGCUGUCAUUUAUUGGUCAAAGUUCACCGAGGUGGAACUCAAUGUGUGGAUUAUUUGUUAUUAUUUGUUACUCUCACACUGACAGAACGGUCAGAGGUCAGAGGUCGUGAGCUUUUAGGACCCGGUUGUCUUGUAUGAAUGUCUUUAUGCUGAAUCAACAUGGUGGUGUUUCUUCUUUGUCUUGUUGAUAUCAAAAGGUGGAAGGCUGAGGUUUUGUGAGCGGUUUGCACAGUUUUAUCUGAGGUUGAUGUUUUUAAGUAGAAACAGCUGACGUUCUGAGCUUUAGAACUGUUUAUAUUAUGAAACUAUUUAUUUACUUUUGAUGCCUUCUUAAAGACAAAAUAAACUGGUUUAUUGUUAUUUAUUUCACCGGAGAAGUAAAUCACAUGGUGAGUUUUAUCUCUUAGUAUAAUUUUAUUGCAGAUUUCUACAGUCUUGAUGUGAUGUUGCUGUGUGUCCACCUGUUCCAGGUGUGCUCAUAGCUCCGCCUACACCACACACUGUUGAAUGACGUUCUAGUAGCCGGUUGUCAGAUGUUAGCAAUAGCGCUUUGAUCUAGAUUCAGAAUUGGCCUCAAUAUAAAACGACUUGAUUAUGACUGAUUCUGUUUGAACAGGAGCAACAAGAUUGAACAAUAUUUAAAGGUCCAGUUUUCUUCUGAA
Cyclopterus lumpus (lumpfish) is the source of this 2610-nucleotide messenger RNA. RefSeq names its product armadillo repeat-containing protein 1-like. Lineage: Eukaryota; Metazoa; Chordata; Actinopteri; Perciformes; Cyclopteridae. Bases 199 to 1026 code for a protein of 275 amino acids. The transcript has 7 exons. Gene Ontology annotation, molecular function: metal ion binding; protein binding. The record is from RefSeq and is a predicted model, not a curated record.